Messenger RNA from Temnothorax curvispinosus, 2360 nucleotides. RefSeq lists its product as uncharacterized. Gene Ontology annotation, molecular function: cysteine-type peptidase activity. The record is from RefSeq and is a predicted model, not a curated record. The coding region runs from base 527 to 1861 and encodes 444 amino acids. The transcript has 8 exons. Gene Ontology annotation, biological process: proteolysis. NCBI's taxonomy places the organism in Eukaryota, Metazoa, Arthropoda, Insecta, Hymenoptera, Formicidae. Gene Ontology annotation, cellular component: lysosome.
GUUAAAUAUCUUAAAAGAACAAAGACACAAAUCUCUAAAUCCUUGGCUAAUAUACUACAUCGAAUAUUGUCCUAAACUUCCACAUCUAUGCUAAACAUCCAGCUUCAUAAUUAUUCGGUCGAUUUCUCGCGCCUAUGCACGCGCUAUAAAGUAAAAGAACCAGAAGUCAAGGAGAGAGAUCGAGCGGGGUUUGUUCGGGCAAAAUGUUACGCGUGGCGACAUUGCACAAGCCUAAGGAAAGACUUCCAUCAUUCCCUCUAGAAUGUCUCAUGACGAAUCGUGCGGCAUUUAAGCGGCCAACACCUUGAAGUCGUUCCAAAGCAGACGGAAUGACGCGUCUCGCCGCCGGCCCCAACAUUGCAGGCUCCUGGCAGCGUUUAUUGUUGUCAAUUGCCAGUUGUUACCGAACCCCACAUAUCGCGUGAGCGAGCACACCUGGUUACGCGACAUUGGCUCGAAGUUACGCGCGAAGUUAACGCAAAGACUGACAAGUUUCGUGAGAUUCAAUAUUGAAAUUAGAUAAAAGAUGUGGACCGCACACUGCCAAAAUUUAGUGUUCAUCGCCUUUGUGUUCUUACCCUCGGUCGUGAGAGGCGUCCCGGAUUAUUCUGGGUUGCCGCCGGGACCGUACUGCGCCUCGAGGUAUCCCGGAGGCAGUUGCUGCCCAGGACGACAGGAUGAAUGCAGCGCGCCGAUCCUCAAGACGCUGUGCUACUGCGACGACUUUUGCAACCGGACCCGCGAAGAGGAUUGCUGUCCGGAUUACUGGUACCAUUGCAGAGGGAUCGCCCCGAACAUCUCGGAGCCCGGGGAGAUAAGGAGAAUGUCGUGUUUCUUCCAGGGAAGGGAAUACCAUCACGGACAAACGUUAAAAGUUAAUUGUAACACAUGUAAAUGCUCCUCGCUGGGUCAGCGCGCCGAAGUGCUCUGCGAGGAGAAUCGGUGCUUGAUCGAGCCGGAAUUGAUGGAGGAGGUCAACCUUCAAGAAUUCAAUCGGGGAUGGAAAACGGGCAAUUAUUCCGAAUUCUGGGGAAGGACACUUCGAGACGGCGUGGAACUUCGCCUGGGCACUCUCAAUCCCUCGCAAUCCGUGUACAAAAUGAACCCGGUACGACGCAUUUACGACCCGGAUGCGCUGCCACGGGAGUUCGACUCCAGGACGCGCUGGCCGCGCGACAUAUCCGGCGUCCACGAUCAAGGAUGGUGCGGCGCGUCCUGGGCCGUGUCCACGGCCGACGUCGCGUCCGACAGAUUCUCGAUCAUGAGCAAAGGCGCCGAGAACGUGGAUCUGAGCGCUCAGCAUCUGCUCUCUUGCAACAACAGGGGACAACAAGGCUGCAGAGGCGGCUAUCUCGACCGCGCUUGGCUCUUCCUGAGAAAAUUCGGACUGGUGGACGAGGACUGUUAUGCUUGGACCGGCAAGAAUGAUCAAUGCAGACUGCGUAAGAGAAGCAACCUAAAUGCCGCCGGUUGUCGAAACCCAUCGCACCCGCUGAGAACAGAAUUGUACAAGGUCGGCCCGGCCUACCGCCUGGGCAACGAGACUGACAUUAUGCAGGAGAUCCUGACCUCUGGACCCGUGCAAGCUACCAUGAGAGUCUACCAGGACUUCUUCAUUUACAAGAGCGGGAUAUACAAGCACUCUCGAAGCGCGGAGUUGCACGAUUCCGGUUAUCACUCGGUGAGAAUAAUCGGCUGGGGCGAGGAGACGUCUUAUCGCGGUCCACCGCUCAAAUAUUGGCUGGUCGUGAACUCCUGGGGACACAGCUGGGGAGAGAACGGGCUCUUCAAGAUCCAAAGGGGAACGAACGAGUGCGAGAUCGAGUCGUACGUGCUGGCGGUCUGGGCCAAGACAAUAUAAAAGAAAAGAAAGAAACAAGGAAAAAAAUACCAAAGUACUAGAAUAUCCGAUUGUCAUAACCACUGUUGGUGCAUUUAUUGAAUCUCCGCCGUCGUCGUGCGCAACGAUGCGAUUGCCUCGGGGACGAUGAACGAUACAUCGAUGUUCGAAAGUAUUAUAUGUGAUCCAGUGCCUCCGUACAUGCCUUAUUACACGUAUAGGACCGAGAGGGAGGGUGGAAGGAGAGAGAAACGGGAGGACGACAGAGCUGUUUAUAUAAAUAUUUAAUAUAGAUACGUGGAUAACCGAAAAGAAAGUGUCGUCGUUAUUUUCUCAUUAUUCAGAACCAUAAUAAUCGUUUUACAUAGACACGCGCUCGUCGUUACGCGUCGAUGAUCGAUAUAUGUUGCGCAAAAGUCAUGUCUCUCUCACGUAAUAUCAUUCAUGUGUCGCGGUGACUUCGACGUGUAAGAAGUAUACUAAGUGCCAAGAGCUUGAAAUAAAUUUUGUAAGUACGUAA